UCUCGUCCAAUCGUGAAGCCUGCUGCGGCGUCACGUGACUUUUAUUUAUGUAACGUAAUGGGGUUACACAGUAAGUGAGCUUCGUGGCUUUGGAUACGUUGCUACAGAGGUUAAAAACGGACAGGGACAUCUGAUUAAGGAAAGGAAACAGUAAAUGUGCGCUUUUAUUGACCCAGCUGUUCGGUCCGGUUGGCCCGGUGCUGUUCGGAGUUUGGAGCGUCGAGGCGAGCGGUGCGUCGCCCUGGGAGUUGCAGUGUCCAUUUAAACUGUAUGAGAAAGGGAAGAUGCUGGUCGAGCCGAACCAAAGACUUGCCAAAUGUUCGAAAAGACAAUGUCAAUGAAUAGCUUCGGUUUGAAAAGUGAAUCUAAAAGGUGAGCUCUUGGGGAGGGGGGCGAGGGGACUCACAAACCAGUCGGUUAGCUGGUCGUCGGUAUGUUACUUGAAAGCACUGUGCAAUAUUGACCCCCUCCUUGGUCUCCCCCUUUGGGCUUGCUUUGACGGACAAAGCUUGAAACUCUUCCCGCGCGGCAUCGUUCGGAAACGCAGGUUUGAUUCAUGGAUCUGCUGGAGUGUCCGCACUGCCUCUUCCCAAUGUGCGAGCCGGUGACCGUGCCGUGCGGCCACACGUUCUGCCGGAGGUGCGUGGGGGGCUACCUCCCCUCCAAAUGCCCGCAGUGCAAAGAGAGGCUGAAACAAAAGGAGGCGAGGAGCACCAAGAACAACGUUCUGCUCAUCGGGGUCAUCGAAAAGUGCUGGCCCGACGAGACAAGAGUGAAGUGCCAAAUCCAGGAGAAGCUCAAAACGAACGAGUUCACGGAAGCUUUACGCAUGGCCAAUGAGGGGCUGCACUUAGUGCCGGACAAUCAGAGUUUGAAGUUGUUCAGAGCUGAAGCCAACCUGGGCCUGCUGCGGUUCUCCGAUGCUCUGACGGACCUCGACUACCUCUGCUGCCUUCAACCCAACUGGACAGAAGGCUUUUUUCGUAAAGGGAAUGUACUGCUGGAGAUGGGUCAGCAGAAGGAAGCCCUGAUCCAGUUCCACCGUUGCCUAAAACUCCAAGCUGACUUUGUUCCUGCAAAGAGCCAAAUCAAGAAGGUUCUGCAGGUAGAGGGGAUAGCAGUGCCGGAGGAGGUGCCGUGCAUUCUGCAGCUGGUUUCUGAGUUCUUGACAGAUCCCUGCCCCAUCACCACCCUCAGUGGCUCUCAGGCGCCGACGCAAGGAGAAGCCAAGCACCCAAACGUAGACAGGAGAGAAGCACACAAGAUGAAGCACGACGCAGGUACCGAGUGCUGCCUCAGCCUCUGCCAAGCUGUUUCCUUCCUGCCUGCUGCCGAGGAAGACGAGGAAAUGAUGAUGAGGAAGGACGAAUGCCAAGGCCGAGGUGAAAGUCAAGCGCACAGAGAGGAAACGCUGGCUGUGCUCACCGUGUCAGACUUUGAGUGCCCUCUCUGCAUAAGGCUGUUUUUUGAGCCUGUCACAACUCCCUGUGGUCACACCUUCUGCAAAAACUGCAUCGAGAGGAGUCUGGACCACAACGUACGGUGUCCACUCUGCAAACAGCCGCUGCAAGAGUACUUAAAAAACCGAAAGUACAACCCCACAACUCUUCUGCAGGACAUCAUGGAGCAACUUUUCCCCUCUCAGUUGGCUGAAAGGAAACAGGUUCACGAUGCAGAGAUGGCUGAACUUUCCAACCUUACCAAGGACAUCCCCAUAUUUGUCUGUACGGUGGCCUUCCCUGGAGUGCCGUGCCCACUGCACAUCUUUGAGCCUCGUUAUCGGCUGAUGAUGCGCCGCUGCAUGGAGACCGGCACCAAGAAGUUUGGGAUGUGCAGCUAUGAGCAUGGCAAAGGUUUCGCCGACUACGGUUGUAUGCUGGAGAUCCUCAAUAUGGAGCGGCUGCCUGACGGGCGAUCUUACAUUGAAACCAUGGGCGGCAGCAGAUUCAGAGUGCUCAAAAGAGGUCAGAGGGACGGCUAUCACACGGCCGACAUCGAGUACCUGGAGGACGUCAAGGUGGACGGUAGCGAGCUGGAGCUUUUGCAGCGUCUUCAUGACAGUGUGUACCAGCAGGCCCAGGACUGGUAUCAGCGCGUGGGCAGCCGCAGCCGCGAGCACAUAAACAGACAGCAUGGCAGCAUGCCAGAUAAGGAGGCAGACAUUCAGGCCUCGGCUAACGGUCCGGCCUGGUGCUGGUGGCUCCUGUCGGUGCUUCAGCUGGACCCCGCCUAUCAAACCACCUUCCUCUCACUGACCUCUCUGAAGGACCGCCUGGGACACCUCCGCCUCGUCCUGGAGUACUUUUCUCAGAGCUAGAACCCAGAGCACACCUAACUAGGGUUCAACAUUACGCACACGUAAAGUGAAACCAGAGCAUUCACGCACAAGUACACAACUCGCCAUGGGGUUCGGGGUUGACCUAAACAAGGGUAUGGUUUUAAAGUCAAACCUGGCUAUAAGGAGAAACCUAAGGAUUUGACUAGAGAACUCAAUGCAGACUUGGAAUUUCCGCUGUUUGAUUUUGCAAAUAGAUCUUUAAAUACUUUUGUAUCAGUAAGAACCUUGGGGUUCGCCAAAGACAACUCUUUUUUUUUUUUUGGGGUCUUUAAAGGUUGUUAUACAUGGGGAAUUUAAACCAGGUCAUGUUUCCAAAUGUGCUACAGACGGACACUGGGUGAGUUUUCUCUCUCCUCACUACAAAAACAGAGAAUAAAAAAAAAAGCCUGUGUUGCCUGUUAGGAGAAGACUCUUUGCGUUUACUUAGCUACAUGUGGAGAUAACGAACAUAUAUGGCACGCAUUAUCUGGAGAGGAUUUCUCUUAGGGCAAUGAUAAUUUUUGAUAACCCAAUAUCAUCCUUUGAAACAGGCAAUGCUUGUCUGAUCUGUUGGCCUUGGUAGCCAUUUGAACAUGGCUAAUUUUAUACAAAGACCUACUUGCAUGAAAAUAUCGCAAUAAUAACGGAUUCUCUUACACAACAGCAGGCGGACGAUUUUGUUUGCUAAUCCACGAAAACUGCUGCUGCUCAGCAUUUUGCCAUAGCCAACCUUUUUUUUGUUUACUAAUGUGUACAUUGGAUCGGCAAAUCAAAAGUGUAACAUGCGUGUUUUUUAGUGCGAGAACGGUCGACAAGAAAAUAGCUUUGUGUGUGUUUGUAUUAGGGGUAAAUAUGUUUGGUUUCUUUUUCUUGUCCCCCGCUCUUUGUUCUUAAGUCAUCACGCCGUGUUGUCAGCACUGAUGACAGCUACUGUUAUAGCACACAAAACUGUGUUAACACAUCUUACGCAAGGACAGUCGUCAAGCAGUUUGGAUAAAAUGCUCCGGCUGAAGUCCGGCUUGGUCCAUGUACACCCACGACGGACGCGACGCCUACCUCUGGCCCUUUGCUCCAACCUCUGCGUUGGUCCGGCUCGUCCUCCACCACCAGCUGUGGGACCUUUGAGUGCCACUUUAUCAGGAGACCUGGAUGAAGUCUUAGGGGGGGAGGGGUUCUACAAUACUUAAGAGGUGAACUGUUUGGUAUUUUCUGUUCGCUCUAGUGCUACAUUCCAUGGAAUGUUAAAGCUGUUAAGUUAAUUCACCAACAACUACCGGCAUGACUGGGUUUCAUUUUUAUUUUUUCACUUUCAUAUACGUGCCAUAGAAAUUUCUGUGUUGAAUGCUUCGAAGUUGUUAUUGUGUCACGGACUCAUGUAAAGAUGCCUUUUCGCAUGGUGGGGCAGUGAAUGACGGCAGACAUAUCACUUAAAGCAGUCCAGCUAACUUUCUUAUUGAUGGCAGAUUCUGCAAUUCAAAGGUGGCGCUAAGCUUGUAUGGUCAUGUAUUUAUAGCUGUGGAUAAAAGGGGGUUCUUCGCUGCUUGAAAUAUUCCUCAAGAGGAUAAACUGAUGGAUAUGGAGCCCACCAGUGGUGACUUGGGUAACAGUCUCAUCUCUAAUGUCUGUGUUAGGAAACCUUCCUGAUAAAUGCUAAUCUAAUUCAAAAAGGGACAGAUAAUUCAAAUAUUCAGAAUGAUAAACAAAUCCUUUUUUUUUGUGUCUCUUCCACUUGUAUUCUGAUGUUUCGCUACACAGGUGCAUCUUACAUUUGUUGGAAUAUCUUCAAAAUAUAAAUUUAUUUCAGUACUUCAGUUCAGUACUCCAAUUCAUAAUACACAUGUAUUGUGAAAACAUCACAUGGACCUCAGCGUGGACCUGUGCAGCUUUACUGGCCACACUUUUUCCUUCCACUCAACUUUUCAUUGCGAUGCUUGGACACUGGACUCUGUGAACAACCUCUCCUUUAGCGAUAACCUUUUGUGGCUUACCCUUCUUAUAGAGGGUGAUGAGGACUAAUUACUGGUUAAGUGGCAACAGUCUUCCUGAAGACUGACUGGGUCAUAUCAUGGUGAGAUUCUAAUAUUUCUCUAUAAAAAAAUCUUUUUACUUGGUCUCGCAUCAUGUAAUUUUCUUCGAAACUGAAUUUAGUACCUUUAAGUCGUAAUCGUUACCAAGAAAAUCAAUAAAUACUUGAAAGUUAUUCUGUAUAAUGAAUCUAUUGCGUGUAAUUCAUGGCUUUUGGUUUCUGAAUUUAAUUACUGGAAUAUAUAUAUGUAAUCUUUUCAAAGAUAUUCUAAUUUUUUAAGAUGCACGUGUAAUGGUGUAUUUAGUUUAUUACCCACACAGGCCAUAUCUAUCUUUGUCAAAGGCAAAUUUAUUUCGGUUGCUGCCAUCGGCCUCUUAAUAGAUUUCUCAGCCAAAUAGAGAUGACCAGUUUUUGCACUACGGUUUUAUUUACUUCACAAUAAACAUCUCUCAUCCCAUGUUUCCUUUUUGGUCAUCUUUACAAUGACUCUCUUUGUGGAGGUUUAAUGGGUUUUCCAACACAGUGCAGUGCAGGACUCUUUAGUUCAUUUUAGACUGCUGCUUCAACAGCCCUGCAGAUGUCUAUUAACUUUAGGUGCUGUGUUAUUGGAUUUUGCAGAGAAUGUCCUACAACACCUGUAACACAAUUUACACUCGGCCCACAUUUUCUCCCCGCAAGAGAACACUAAGCGUUUGCACUAAGCGUUUGAAGUUUGCCGCUCUUGGCGACGAUCCGCGAGUAAGGAGAGGUCGAGAAAAGCCCCCGUAAUAAUGUGGGUGCAGGUAUAUGAGCUGCAUCUCUACAGGAAAGGCUGAAGAUUGCUGUUUGUUUGAUGAUCAGUGGUCUAUGUUGCACUGCACAGUUUUUCCUUGCAUCCCUGAAAGUGCAUUGUUGCCAGGCGAAGAGCAGUAAUUCUGCUAAUAGUGUCCUAGCUUUCCCCCAAUUUGAUGACUCUUUGAAAUGCUGUUAUAAAUAAAGGCUUUCAAGGCAAAUUCUUUAUGA
This is a messenger RNA of Gambusia affinis (western mosquitofish), 5345 nucleotides long. It is a transcript of the gene lonrf4, whose product is annotated as LON peptidase N-terminal domain and ring finger 1. NCBI's taxonomy places the organism in Eukaryota, Metazoa, Chordata, Actinopteri, Cyprinodontiformes, Poeciliidae. The coding region runs from base 557 to 2317 and encodes 586 amino acids. Gene Ontology annotation, molecular function: protein binding. The record is from RefSeq and is a predicted model, not a curated record. The transcript is spliced from 12 exons.